AUUAUUUUCAGCUCUUCUUUCUUGGGUGAUAUGGGGGAUCAUUCCAAAAGUAAGUAUACGCGCAAGCCUUUCUGUUUCCUUUAUUUGCUUUCUUUUUUUUUUUUUUGGAGCGGUGUUGGCGACAUCACGAUUUUUUAUUUUUUAUUUUUUUUUGGUCGCUGUUGUUAAUACUGCAACUAUGCAGUAGUCCGGAUACUACUCCGUAUGUCGCAUUAGCAAAAACGUGCAGAAUGCACAAACCCUCCCCAAAACGUCCGAGUCGCAAAACGACUUAGGUGAUCUUGCCGCUGUGCGCAGAGAAGCCAGGAUUCGCCAUGUGUGUGGGAUGCGGAAGCCAGAUCCACGACCAGUACAUCCUGAGAGUCUCCCCCGACCUGGAGUGGCACGCAGCCUGCCUCAAGUGCGCAGAGUGCAGCCAGUACCUGGACGAGAGCUGCACUUGCUUCGUGCGGGACGGCAAGACCUACUGCAAGAGAGACUACGUGAGGUUGUUCGGCAUCAAGUGCGCAAAGUGCAACUUGGGCUUCAGCAGCAGCGACUUGGUGAUGAGGGCCCGGGACAACGUUUACCACAUCGAGUGCUUCCGAUGCUCGGUGUGCAGCCGCCAGCUGCUGCCCGGCGACGAGUUCUCUCUGCGGGAAGACGAGCUCCUGUGCCGGGCCGACCACGGCCUGCUGCUGGACAGAGGCUCCGCCGGAAGCCCCCUCAGCCCCGGACACAACGUGCACUCCGGCAGAGCCGUGCACCUGACAGAGCCGGUGUCGGUGCGGCAGGCCCCGCAUCGCAACCACGUCCACAAGCAGUCGGAGAAGACCACGCGGGUCCGCACCGUCCUCAACGAGAAGCAGCUGCACACGCUGCGGACGUGCUACAACGCCAACCCGCGGCCCGACGCGCUCAUGAAGGAGCAGCUGGUGGAGAUGACCGGCCUGAGCCCGAGAGUCAUCCGCGUGUGGUUCCAGAACAAGCGCUGCAAGGACAAGAAGAAGUCGCUGCUCAUCAAGCAGCUGCAGCAGCAGCAGCACAGUGAUAAGACUGUAAGCAUCUUCAACCUGCAGGGCCUGACGGGAACGCCCCUGGUGGCCGGGAGUCCCAUCCGGCACGAGAGCGCCGUGCAGGGCAACCCGGUGGAGGUUCAGACCUACCAGCCGCCUUGGAAGGCCCUCAGCGAGUUUGCCCUGCAGAGUGACCUGGACCAGCCUGCCUUCCAACAACUGGUGUCUUUCUCUGAGUCCGGCUCACUUGGCAACUCGUCGGGAAGUGACGUCACAUCCUUAUCCUCCCAGUUACCGGACACCCCCAACAGUAUGGUUCCCAGCCCGGUGGAGACGUGAAACGCGUGACCUCCGCCAAGCCCCCACAACCCCUGCAAAUAUUGCAGCAUGACCCCCCCCCCCCCCGCCAUCUUCCUCGCGAUUCCCUCUUGCAUGUGAGAAGUUCAUCAC
This is a messenger RNA of Syngnathoides biaculeatus (alligator pipefish), 1445 nucleotides long. RefSeq names its product ISL LIM homeobox 2b (gene isl2b). Gene Ontology annotation, cellular component: nucleus. Gene Ontology annotation, biological process: axonogenesis; neuron fate specification; positive regulation of transcription by RNA polymerase II. Lineage: Eukaryota; Metazoa; Chordata; Actinopteri; Syngnathiformes; Syngnathidae. The transcript has 5 exons. Gene Ontology annotation, molecular function: DNA-binding transcription factor activity, RNA polymerase II-specific; cis-regulatory region sequence-specific DNA binding. The record is from RefSeq and is a predicted model, not a curated record. Bases 315 to 1334 code for a protein of 339 amino acids.